UCUCCUCAUGGCCGUCCCGCCUCCGCACCGCUCGUCCGGCGCCUGCCCCGCCGGCGCUGCCGCGCACGCUGAGCCGCCGCCAUGAAGUGUUACUAUGAGGUCCUGGGCGUGAAGCGCGACGCCGCCGAGGAGGAGCUGAAGCGGGCGUACCGCCGGCUGGCGCUGCGCUGGCACCCAGAUAAAAACCUCGAGAACGCCGAGGAAGCAGCGGAGCAGUUCAAGUUAAUCCAAGCGGCAUAUGACGUUCUCAGUGACCCUCAAGAAAGAGCCUGGUACGAUAAUCACAGGGAGGCCCUGCUGAAAGGAGGAGUUGAUGGAGACUAUCAAGAUGAUAGCUUAGAUUUGCUGCGCUACUUCACUGUUAGUUGUUACUCUGGGUAUGGAGAUGAUGAAAAGGGAUUCUUUACAGUCUAUCGACAAGUUUUUGAAAAGAUUGCGAAAGAAGAGAUGGAAUACGUAACUCAAGAAGAUACUGAAGAGUUCCCUAUGUUUGGGUACGCCCAAAGUGACUAUGAUACGGUAGUCCAUCCUUUCUAUGCAUAUUGGCAGAGUUUCUGUACUCGGAAAAACUUUGCUUGGAAAGAAGAAUACGACACACGACAGGCCUCAAACCGGUGGGAGAAACGAGCCAUGGAAAAAGAGAACAAGAAAACGAGGGAGAAAGCAAGGAAAGAGAGGAAUGAGCUGAUCCGACAGCUCGUAGCUUUUAUUCGUAAAAGGGAUAAAAGAGUACAGGCUCACAGAAAACUUGUAGAAGAACAAAAUGCAGAAAAAACAAGGAAAGCAGAGGAAUUUCGGAGGCAGCAAAAGCUCAAACAAGCCAAGCUUGCUGAGCAGUAUAAAGAGCAGAGCUGGAUAACUACGUCAGACUUGGAGAGAGAGUUGCAAGAGAUGGAGGCACAAUACGAGAAGCAAUUUGGAGAUGGACCAGAUGAAGAAGAUGAAUUAGAGGAACAGGAGACAAAAGGCAUUGAAGACAAACUGAAUGAUGAGACUGAAGAUGCUGAGUUUGUUGAUGGUCUGUACUGCCCUGCUUGUGAAAAAUUGUUAAAAACUGAGAAAGCCAUGAGGAACCACAAAAAAUCAAAGAAGCAUCGAGAGAUGGUGUCACUGUUACGACAGCAACUUGAAGAAGAGGAGGAGAAAUUUUCUGUGUCCUUGGAUGAUGCAGAUGGAAUACAUACCAAAGAGGAGGAAGAAACAGAAGACAUGCCCAAGCAGAAACUCUCAAAGAAGCAGAGGAAGAAACAGAAAACAGUGAUGACUUAUGAGGACUCUUCUGAUGAAGGUGCUGAUGAAGAAGCAGUUGAACAAAAGGAAGAGCCCAUAGUGCAGAAAGACGGUAUCUUAGUGGAGGAGGUGGUAAGUGAGGGCCAAGGCUGCUGCACUGUGUCGGAGGAUGCAGUCACGACGGACGGUGUCAGCCAUGGGAAUGAGGCAAAAAGCGAAGCAAAAAGCAGUGCUAAGCCUAAAGGGAGAAAAGCCAAGGAUACAAAAAAGUCUGCUAAGGCCCUGUCAGAGCCCCCAACAACGAAUGAAGUUCCCAUCCACUGUGUAACCUGCAGCUGCACGUUUCCAUCCCGAAAUAAACUGUUUGAACACCUAAAAGCCACAGGACACGCAAAAGCAAUGCAAGCACCAUCUGUGAAUGAAGCUGUAAACAGCAGAAGCAAAAAAGAGAAACGUAAAAACAGAUAGAACUUUGCUUAGAGUGACAGUCUUCAGAACUGCACGUGAGAACUCCCACAGCUGAGAGGUGGACUGUGUCUGUCUUUGGAGUUAUAAACAGAGAAGACAAAGUCCCAAUUUUGGGGAAGAAAAGGAUGCAACUAAAGGAAUUUUAUCUUGUGGAGGAACCUAAGCUUUCUUUUGGUUUGAUUGGCCUUUCUUUUGAUGACUGGAUUUGACCCCUCCUCUUAGCAACUUUCUCACUGGGGCUGGGAAAAGUAAUUCCAAGCUACUCAUUUUCCUUUCCUGUAGAAACUUGCACAGGGAAAGUGCCCACACCGAGGAAAUAAUAAAUUAUUGGAACACA
Colius striatus (speckled mousebird) is the source of this 2035-nucleotide messenger RNA. It is a transcript of the gene DNAJC21, whose product is annotated as DnaJ heat shock protein family (Hsp40) member C21. The transcript is spliced from 12 exons. Gene Ontology annotation, molecular function: nucleic acid binding; zinc ion binding. The record is from RefSeq and is a predicted model, not a curated record. NCBI's taxonomy places the organism in Eukaryota, Metazoa, Chordata, Aves, Coliiformes, Coliidae. Gene Ontology annotation, cellular component: cytoplasm. Bases 82 to 1698 code for a protein of 538 amino acids.